Molecule: messenger RNA, 1321 nt
Organism: Phalaenopsis equestris
Lineage: Eukaryota; Viridiplantae; Streptophyta; Magnoliopsida; Asparagales; Orchidaceae
Exons: 7
Coding region: 51-1232 (393 amino acids)
Source: RefSeq, a predicted model, not a curated record
UACCUCAUAAGUAUCCCUUCUUCUUCUAUUAUCCUUGCUUGUUUCGAAGGAUGCGGGGUCGGUUCUAUUGGGGAAGGAAGGAGGAAGGGAGAAAGAAAGCAGAAGGGAUCGUGGUGCUCUUCGCGUGGCUCUCCAGCCAUGAGAAACAUCUGACACCGUAUGUGGAUCUCUACUGGUCUCUCGGAUGGGGUUGCCUCGUUUGCCAUACGGAUUUCCUCACUCUGUUUUUUCCUGAGAAGGCCUCAAUGCUAGCCCGAGGUAUUCUGGAUGAACUGAUUAAGGAAGUAAAGUUUAGACCAUUGCCUAUUGUACUCGUCUCUUUUUCUGGGGGAUCGAAAGGUUGCUUAUAUAAGGUUCUUCAGUUGGUUAAUGGAAAAUGUGAAGGACAACAAAGUCUGCAGGAUGAUUAUCGGCUAGUGGGAGCGUGUCUAUCUGGACAAAUAUAUGACUCAAGUCCUGCAGAUUUUACUUCUGAUGUCGGAAUUCGUUUUGUCCUUCAUCCAUCCGUUUUAAGGUUGUCUCAUCCUCCAAGACUGUUGGCUUGGUUAGCAAAAGGUUUUGCAUCUGGUUUGGAUGCACUAUUCAUAAACAGAUUUGAAGCUGAACGUGCUGAAUAUUGGCAGACUUUGUAUUCCUCUGUUAGCAUGGGUCCUUUUCUCAUUCUUUGCUCUCAAGACGAUGAAUUGGUUUCGUACCACAUUGUUUGGGGUUUUGCUCAACGUUUACAGGAGCUUGGAGGUGACGUCAGCUUUAUCAAAUGGAGCAGGUCUCCUCAUGUUGCUCAUUACAGAUACCAUAAAGCCGAAUACACAGCUGCUGUAACUGAGUUGCUUGCCAAGGCUUCUCUCAAUUUUAAUAGAACAAGGCAACUCAGUCAAGCUUCGUAUAAGAUACCAGAUUCGUCGUGCAAUUCCAACAACACAGACGACGGCUCUACCGAGCGCCUCAAAAGGACGGCUGCCACUGCCGCUGCCGCCAUUGGCCCGAGUGACCAUUUCUUAUUGUCAAGCUCGAUUGAGUUUGGUGAUACCGGCAAUGAAGAUUGGUUGAUUGAUGAGCAUAAGAGAGCGCUUCUCCAGCUUCGAAGCAUUGAACCCCAUGGUAUUCUUAGCCGGACUCAUUUCGAUGUCUGUGUCCUGAAGAACAUUGAAGACUGGGACAUCAGACCAAUCUCAUCCUUGAACAAGAGCCAUAUACUUUCUUCUGCGACGCACAAACGAUCCAGAUUGUAGAAUCUUCAUAUAAACUAGUUACAUGAUACUACUCAUGCAUUUACAUAUCUGACACCCAACCUCUGAUUUUUAUUUAUAUCCCAUUAUAU